GGGCGACUAAAGAAAUAUGGCGGCGCUGUAAGGACGGUCUCGGAACAUUGUAAAAGGUUUCAUACACUUUACAAUGAAGGUUAAAGUCCUUUCAAGGAACCCCGCCGAUUACAUACGAGAGAACAAGUCAGAUAUUCACAAACUCCAUCGCAACCUUGAUCCAUCAUUACAUCCUUUCGAAGGACCGCGCGAGUAUACACGUGCGUUAAACGCGGUUAAACUCGAACGCGUUUUUGCCAAACCAUUUGUAAGCUCUUUAGAUGGGCACACUGAUGGUGUGAACUGUAUUGCUAGACACCCUAGAAGCUUGUCCGUCUUACUUUCUGGCUCAUGUGAUGGGGAGGUAGGUGUUUACUUUGUCCUUCUCAAAUUAAAUUUAAUUUGUUGACGGACUACUGUCCUAACUUGUAUAUUUCCCAUAAUACACCUUGUUUGCACUCCGAACUUUGCAUUGACUUCAGUUUCCCUUUCGAUUAAUGCAAUGCCAUUGACAAAUUAAGAACAAAAGUUGUAUGCCAAACUUGGGGUGGCAAACAAGGUGCAUUAUGUGAAAUGUGAAAGUGGUGAAUAGUAGCUUGAUCCUCAGUUGAUCACGGGUAGCAAGAGGCCAUUAUAACAAUAGCUCUUUAUUGAGAAACCGGUCAGUGUAAAACGCAGACUGCGGACUGCAGACUGCAGACUGCAGACUACACACCAGGGGUAAAAUGCAGACUGCGUGUAAAAUGCAGACUGCAGACUGAGAGUAAAACGCAGGCUGGGGUAAAAUGGAGACCGAGCAUAAACUGUAGUCGUGGAAGGGUUUAAGGGCAAAACAAUCCCGCAAAUACAUGUAAACGAACUCUUACUUGACGACAUCUGCUUUCAAAAAUCCAUUCCUUUCUUGUCAGAAACGUCUUCACGACCCGAAAACAUACUAGUAAUCGCAAUCUUGAACCUUUUUCCGUCCGAGAGACCUCACGCUUCAACUUAAUAGACGGGAACUUUUCAAUACGCAUGACCAUGAAUUGGUACAACGCCAUGAUGUUUGCUGACCCAAAAUACUGUACAGAAAGAAUUCAAAACAAUUAUGGCGACAAAAAAGGGAGUAAAUCAUUCCAACAACAAAAGAAGAUGUUCUGCAGGAAAUUUGGAUGACCUUCUAUGAAAGGAUUGAAAAUCAAGAUACGCAGACUUUAGCUGUUUGGAUGUUCAUUGAACUUUUGGCGAAUAUGCAAUGUACUAACUUUGACUAGGAAGCGAGGUGUGUAACUGAUACUAGCUAGCUAUUUGGAAAAGAAGGAGCACAUUAUUGUUUGUGAAGUCUACAAUCUUCAUUCUGCAUUUUGCACCCAGCCUGCGUUUUACUCUCAGUCUGCAGUCUGCAUUUUACACUCUAUCUGCAUUUUACCCCUGGUCGGCAGUCGGCAGUCUGCAGUCUGCAGUCCGCAGUCUGCGUUUUACACUGACCAAUUGAGAAACAAAACUGGCAAGAUGUCUUUAAUUUGGGAUGCCUUUGUAAAUCUGUUGCAUGACCUUCGUAGUUGCAGAAAUUAGGUCUUGUCAUUUGCACAUACAACAUUGUGCUGUAAGGUGCAUAAUAUCGCUACUUAAAAACAUUUUGGAAGCCCUGUAGUAUUGUGCUCUAAGGUGAAGGAUUCCAGGAAAACACCUUAUACUCCUUUGCAUUUGAACACCUUGAUCCUUCGUUUUAUAGACCGUGAAUGGUUGGUCUGACCAGGAUUUUCUGUAGUAUUCAGUAGUAUUCUAUGAUGGUACCUCCUAAUCUUCAGACUAAAACUCUGAAGUGAUGAAGAAAUAACAGUGUUGUUUGCAGUAUGAUAUAAGCGAUGGGGGGGGGGGUGAGAGGGAGAGAAGUAGGGGUAUUAAACCAUUUGUCUCAAAGUAGAAGACAGUAUAAUCGGUGGUUCAAGAGAGUGGUUGUUCCAUUGGCAAGAUUCAUGAACUGGUUACAAGCACAUGUGAACCUUUUUUUCAUUUGUAACAUGCAAUUUUGCUGGUGAUUAAGAUACAAUUCAAUUUAUUAUAGAUUCGUCUAUGGAGUUUACCAAGACGUGAAUGCCUCAGGACCCUAACAGCACAUUCUGGGUUUGUUCGUGGAUUAUGUGUGAAUUCUUUAGGAGACACAUUCAUCUCUGUAAGUUUUGAAUUUUUUUGCAGAAUGCAACUACCACAAACUACACAACAAUUCUCAUAAGACAAUAUUUUCGUCUCUGUUUGUUAAAAAGCUUUCAUUUUUUCUCAAAAAUCAAUAAUUUAUUUUAAAGAUUACAAAGUACCAAUCAAUUCUUUGAUUAUUUAAUGUAACUAUAAAUUCAAUAAAUCGUUGGUCAUGGGAAAUAGACACUAGCAGUCGCUGCACAUGUGAACAUACAUUAUUGUACAUUGUGCAUGUAUCCCAGAAGCCAAGUUUCUCUUUAACUCAAAGUGGUGCUUUUUUAAGUAGCAUAAUUUUUUAAAUGAAGUACAAAUUUUACAGGUGUGUUUAUGUAUGUAUGAAACAAAUAGAAAAGAUUUCUACUCAUCAUAUCACUGCAUUCAUGCAUUGUGCAUGUAUUUCUUGACUUUUGUAUUUACAGUUCAUCUGAUAAAUCUACACUCAAGUGCUCAAGAAUCAAAUUUUUAAAAAGUAAAAAGUAAAGAGGCUCUUAUUUGAAAACUUGUAACUACAGUAGAAUCCUUAUUAUUGGAACAACUUUGGGAAAGGCAGAUGGUUUUGAAUUAUCAGGAGGUUUGAAAAAUGGAGAGUAAUAUUACAGUGUUUGACUGGUGAAGUGACGUUAGGUUUGCUUCAAAUAAUUUGGGAUUUCGAAAAACUGAGGGUUCGAGAAAUCAGGAUUGUAUUGUAGUCUAGCUUGAUGUUUUUUUUAAUAAAUUGAGCCUUCAUGGAAACAACAGCUAGCUAAGAGAGCACAACAAGAUUUCUAGCUUCUUUCAGAGUUGCAUGUAGCAACUUUUUAAUAUUAGGCUUGACAGGAGUCCAUGAGUGGCUUGAAGAGCACCUGCCACCCGUUGAAAGGGGGAUCCAAACUGGACUCGCUUGAAUGGCUGGAAAUCCAGCGUAUAAUGCAACAGACUGUUUUAUUAUUUGAAUGAUUAUUAUUUUUAUCGUGAAACUAAAGUGUAGUCAUUCCUAAAACUUGCAUCUAGAUUGGAGAUGACAAAGUUAUAAAACAGUGGAGCAUGGAGCAGAGUUUGAGUGCCAGUGCAUCGUCACCAGAUCCAGUAAAUACAAUCAUAGGCAAGGUAUGAUGAUCCCUGUCCAGUAGAGCUGUAGCUUGUGCCAGGCUCUCCGUGACAAGUGAAAAAGUCUAGCAGGCGGUGAAAUAGCGAGUGAACGAAAAAACAGCUUGAAACGAGAAGGGGAGAGCCUGUAAUACCUCAAUCCAGCCCUCUACCCUGCUCUGUUCUUGAAAAGCAUUUCUAGUGUCAAAUGUUAAAUGUCAAAAUAUCCAAAGGUGCAAUGUAGGGUUUCAUGUACUUAACCUGUUUGUUAGACGCUGCGCGAGCAGUCAUAUAUGACCAAUCAUGUUCCUGAAUGAGUUGUUAAACAAUUUUUCAGACUCCACUACUCCAUGUUUCCCUAACACCCAUGUGGUUUUCACGCAACUUUUCCUGAUCCGCUUUCCUCACUUUCUUGGAGCCUGGAACAGGCUUGUAAAGCUGGUGAAUAUUGAGAUUUACUGACUUUAACGGGGUUAACACGUUGAUUACUUGUAAUGCAGUAGUUUAUGUGCAUUACUCAAUCACUUUCUGUGACUUGCUUUAAGAUGGACAUAAGGACAGCCAUCUCAAAUCUUUCAAGUUGAUGGGUCCUCAUCAGGGGAGGGGCCUGGGGGGCCUGGGCCCCCCUUUUCGCCGGGUCUGGAUGACCACCCCACCCCCCCUUAUUCUGAAGGUCUGGAUUUGCCACUCAUUUCGUAGCUCAGUGGUCUAUGUGCAUGAUCCAUACCAUGUCUUGAAUGUCACACAUUUGUGUGUCAGAAGUCAGUAUUUUCCUUUGUUUGAUGGGUUUAAUACACCUUGGUCUUUUUCAUUCAUUAGAAUCUUUAUCAUGGUAUCGAUCAUCAUUGGAGGAGUGCCGUAUUUGCAACUUGCGGAGAACAAGUUGAUAUCUGGGAUGAACACAGAGCUGAGCCCGUGAGGAGCUUCACUUGGGGUGUGGACACCAUCCAUAGUGUCAAGUUUAACCCCAUAGAGGUAAAAACCAAAAUAACCAAUCCCAUUUGGUGGCUUAGCUCCUGGAUAGAGGAGGAUGUUUGUCGAAAUUUGUUAAAUCUGUUCUCUGAUAGCAUGAUUGGAUUUUCAAGGCUAUGCUACAAUCCUGGCCCAAAGGUGUUGGGACACCUCCCCUUUUUCACUUGGUUUUGUGUGGAAUUUGCAGCUAACCUGCGGUACACACUCAUAAACAUGGCCUCAACAAGAUUUUUCCCCCACCCCCCCUAAACAAAGUUGAGGCCCAUAAUGUGUACAAGAUAUGUAAAAGGUGUUUGACUUGUAACACCCAACACUGUUCAGGGGGGGAGGGGGGUCAACUUUAAUUACAUUUUCCUCACCUAAAACGCAAAGUGUCCCAAACGUUUUGACCAGGAUUGUAAGUGUUCGUCCGCUCUGGACCUGUGAAAUCCAGGGUGGCCUGCAUUGCUGUUGAUUUCUAUGAAAACAACUAAGAUUUAAUUUUUCUAAUUGUUAGGGAGGAAAAGUUAGGCGCCAGGGGCCAUCGGGUACCGCUAGAGCCCAGCCUUGAAUUUGUUGAUGUUGAUUUGCCACGCACAACUUUAUAUUAAGGAGCAAUAGGCAAAACAAUAUAUGCAAUAAUUUAGCUCAGACGUCGUGGAGAAGCGAACGCAUCACCAUUGAUUUAGGAGUAUUCUGACAAAGCCAGCACCGUGGUAUUUGAGAACCGUUACCAUUUUUUUUCUCCAGACCCAUUUGCUUGCCAGCACGGCUUCCGAUCGCAGCAUUAUCCUUUAUGAUAUGCGCGGUUCGACCCCACUCCGUAAGGUUGUCAUGGAGAUGAGGAGCAACACAGUGGCCUGGAAUCCACUUGAGUCGUUCAUCUUCACAGCAGCCAAUGAGGAUUCGAAUCUGUACACGUUUGAUAUUCGUCGUUUUAACCAACCAAUCAACGUGCACAUGGACCAUGUUUCAGCUGUACUGGACGUGGACUAUUCUCCCACGGGUCAGGAAUUUGUGACUGGAAGUUUUGAUAAAACGAUCAGGAUUUACGGUCGCGACAGUGGAAGAAGCAGGUAAGUCCAGAAGUGGUCGACAGAGCCCGGUUUUUAAAAGGGGAAUUACGCUUUCCACCGCGUAAUUCACUAUCCACUGCCUAUGUAAGCCAUAGAAACCAGUUCUUUUAUACUCGAGACUUUUUCAGUGCACCUACUGUUCACGUGAGACGUACUCGAAAAUACAAGAGCCGGAACGCUUCUCACCUCAGACUAACGGUCCCGCCCGCCGGGGGAGGUUUCGCAGAACGGUGACGGUUGACGGUGACGGUACGAAUCUCGACCAAUAAACUAAACCUUAGUAAAUGGAUUGAUUCUAGGGUAAGGGUUGUCUGGGAAACUGCCCACCUACCCCUCCCCUAAGCUAACAUGAACACUUAUCUCUUACAUGGCCAAAAUUAUGGCGUAGGGGCGGGGUAGGUGGGCAGUUUCCCGGAAACCUAAAUUGAUCUGGGUAGUCCUGAAUGGGACUUAAGUGACAGUGACGUUUCAACAACUCAUGCGGUAUUCGUCAUGCAAUAGACGCAACGUGAGACACAACUAACUUUCACUCUGAAUAUUACAGGUAAUCUAUUCACGACUACGAAUGCUACGAAUGCCAGGAUGAUCAUAUUCCACCUACUCAAAGCAUUACCUCGUUUCAAAACCGAUAAAAAACAAUGAUAAACGGCCGGUAGUUUAGGUGUUCUCUAAGGUGUCGUGCGGUGGGUACGGUUGGUCAUUAAAUUGAUUGUUUUUAAAAAGACCCGAUUGUUGCAACUGAACGCUUGUCUCAUCCCUAGGGAGGUGUAUCACACACGAAGAAUGCAACGCGUGUUUUGUGUUCGAUUCAGUGCGGAUUCCACUUACGUCCUUUCAGGAAGCGAUGAAACAAAUAUCAGGUAAAGUGACGUAAAACCAUUUGAUUUAUUUUUCUCAACUUCAUUAUCUAUGAGAUGAAGAGGUUUGGAAAUCGGAUCGUUAUUACCAAAAACAAUGUUCUGACUUAAACUUUGAAUUUUUUCAAGAAUUUUCGAUCAUUCUACACUAAAGUUUCAUUAUUUCUCAAGGAAUAGGAGAGUGUUUUAUCCGAAGAAGUUGGUUUGGAAAAACUUUGUCGCGUUUCGUGACUUCUUUCUUGGUGUCUAGGAAUGUUACUUGACGUUUUUUCCUUCGUUUUUUUUCUUAAGGAGCUCAUCCUGAAAUGGUUUCUUUUAUCCUUUUCCCCCUAGAAUAUGGAAAGCUAAUGCUUCACAAAAACUGGGAGCGGUAAGUAGUUCAGUCCCUGUGCGAUUAGGAGCAGCCCCUCUUUUAAGAAGAUCCUCAAGAUAUUUUUAUUCCAGAAAGCUUUUAUGUAAUUUUAUGUGCUUUCAAAACUCGUUUUUAGUAAUACAGCGUUUACAGUUCAAAUCUCUAAGUAAUACUGAUUUAUAAUUUUAGUGAUGACAUAAUGUUUUUUAAGCAAUAAUGAAAAAAGCGAAUAUUGAUAUCGGCGUUAUAUAAGUUUUAUUAUUAUUAUUAUUAUUAUUAUUAUUACUAUUAUUAAUAUUAUUAAUUUUGAGGUCGAGCAAGUUUCUUAUAUCGGGGUUUCAGUGUAUUGAUAUGAAAUAUGUCGGUCAGUGUUAAACGCAGACUGUCGAUGCGUACUGCAUUGCGGAUUAUGAGUUCGAUACAGAUUGGAGAAGAACCUAGAGUUCUUCCUUUGGUAGUGGACUGCGUUUUACAUUGAUCUAAUGCAAAGUAUCGCUUACCCAUGACGUAUUGAACAUUCAUUCUGGGGACAUAACGAGUCAUUACAGGUAUUUAAAGCAAAGGUCGUUAAAAUGGACCCUCAGAUAGGACUGCAAGUAUGUGUGCGAGUUUUUCUUCCUUUUUUGCUUCAGUUUGGCCAGUUUUAAAAAGGUUGUGAAUUUCGUCAUACAACUCAGAUAUUUCAUGGCAUGUCUCUUGGAAGUAAACUGGUUUCCGGUAAUUAAGAGUCCUUUUCUUUUUUUCAGCUUGCUCCACGGGAAAAAGCAGCGUUUAACUACAAUGCCAAGCUUAAGGAAAGAUUCCAACAUCAUCCUCAGCUCAAGCGAAUUAAGAGGUAACUGUACACCUUUAUUUCUUAGAAUUGCUCAGAGUGCGACAAAGUGAAGGCCACACCAUUGGGACCUAAGCAACCACCACAGUGAAGGCAAAAAACGCGUCUUUAAUUAAGUGAAAUCGCAUUACGUUUUAUCGCGAUUGUUCUUUCGUACUGAAUUGAAUUUUCCCUCAUUCCGCUCCAGUAAACACGAUCAGUUUCCUCCCGUUUUUUUAAAAAAGGGUUUAAAGGCUUGCUUACAUUGGAAAGUGCACUUAACUUGUCCAGCUAGUUUACAGGCACUCCAUUCAUAUACUUAGAAACAAAUAUUUCAAAUACAACAUAACAGGAUUAAGAACCCCAACUGGCAGGAGGCAACCAGAUGGCUAUUUACAAGCGUCACUUGGGGCGAUCGACAAUGCAAUGCAACGCAAUGCAAUGCAAUGCAAUGCAAUGCAAUGCAAUGCAAUGCAAUGCAAUGCAAUGCAAUGCAAUACAAUACAAUACAAUACUGGUUUAUUCAUGAUGAUUAGCAAACAAAUCCAGCAAGCCGCCCGUUUUAUUUUCGUGUUCGCGCUUUCUUAAUUUCGCGAACUCGGAGCCUGGAACAGACUAAGUAAACCAGACAAUGAAUCGAAGUCGAGGCUUCGACGGACAAUUUCGUACAAAUCACUAUAUUUUGUCGAGCGACCUUGCAUCAGAUCUAUCGUAAGACCUCACGGUAUUGUUUGGGAAUAGUUAACAAUGGAACCUCGCCCGAAAACAAAAGAGCAACGACAUUUAGGGUCCAAUUAAAUUAGAGGUUUUGAAGAGCUGCAAGGCUGCUGAUUUUGUCAAGGGGGGCAAGGGUGGUGAAGUGGUGAGAGCACUCGCCUCCCACCAAUGUGGCCCGGGUUCAAAUCCCAGCGUCGACGCCAUAUGUGGGUUGAGUUUGUUGUUGGUUCUCUCCCUUGUGCCGAGAGGUUUUUCUCCGGAUACCCCGGUUUUCCCCUCUCCUCAAAAACCAACACUUCCAAAUUCCAAUUCGAUCUGGAACGCACGGACACGUUUAAACGAGUUCAUAUGAACUCUUAAGUGCUUCGAGGGUAAAAAAGCAAUUUACAAUUUUUUUUUGUCACCCCAAGCCUUGAGUUGGUACCUUUGUUGAAUGCAGGAACAAUCUAGAUAAAGAGUUCCAAUAUUUGAUUUCGGGCCCGAAAAUUUUCCAGGGAUUUCAAGAAACGGGCCCCUGUACCCUCCUUCUCCUUUGGGAGCAUAAAACAACAACACCUUUUAUUAAUAUUUGUUACUUCGAAACUUUAAAAAUUUGAGCGUUUAUUUUACUGCAGGCAUCGUCACGUCCCUAAGGCUGUAUUCAAGGCUGCCAAGGAGAAAAAGAUCAUACUGGCUUCAAGAAAGAGAAAGUAUGUACUUGACUACUACAUG
Messenger RNA from Porites lobata, 8697 nucleotides. The record is from the annotation of a GenBank genome assembly. NCBI's taxonomy places the organism in Eukaryota, Metazoa, Cnidaria, Anthozoa, Scleractinia, Poritidae.